UCUCUUGAAUUUUUUCUCACAGGGUUUAGCAAAAUUUCAGAAAAUUGCGUGUCAUUUAUUUCCCCGCCUCCCCUGGUCUAUUAAAUGCUUUUAAUCAGGAAUUGAACUCUUUCGAGGGUUGAUGGUGAGACUUGCCGAAGUCGGAAGGUGCUCCGGGUGCAAGUGCUGGUGGUGGUGGUUGAUGGAGCCAGCAAGAAGGGCGGGCCACGCUGAGACUCUGAGAUACGCGGAGGUGUUGGAGAAGGCAGUCGUGGAGGGAGAAUGUUGCAGGAGUGCGACUUCCUCUCGAUGAGAAGAUCUUGGUUGAGGCUCUCGCGAAAGGAUUUUAUUUCAGUGUUGAUGUAGAGCAGCUGGUGGAUUGCAGCAGAAGCCAUCUUGGUCUUCGGGAAGCGUUUAUGUCCUGGAUCGCCUGCAAUGCCAGGUAGCGGGAGCUCCGCGAAUGGACGACUGGACUGCGUGAAACUAGAUUCAAUUUGUGGUUUUCGCUACAUGCUAGUCUGAUUUUAAAGGAUUCAUAGUUCAGUGUACGUUGCCAUACAUUGGUUGAAAUUCGCGCCGGACGAAGAGAGGCAAAUGAACGGUUGAAGGUUUAGGCACUUGACCUCCGCUUGAGAACUUGACGUAAGGACGAGUGAGGCUUGUGCGAGAUGCUCCAGACCCGAAAAUAAUGCUGGAGCAGGUUAUGUACUUUGAACGUAGCAGUGAGCUAUUGUUAUCUUCGGGAUCAUGCAACAGUUAAGCGGGUGUGUGCUUUUAGAAGCUCAUUCAUAAAGAUUGUGUUCUACAUGCAGGAUGAUGAUUGACAAGUCCGUUUUGUCUUGUUGACUAGCAAUGUGUAGUUAACCGAUCACAACAGAAAUACGUUAAGAUCAGAUUGUAGGUUUUCUCAAGAACAAUGGCCGUCAAAAUGCUGGCUUGCAUGAGUUCGAAAACCUUGGAAGAGGCCGUCGAAGCCGACUAUGAGAAGGACAAGACAUCGUCCAAGCCGGAGACCAAAUCUGACUUGCGAAAAAUGAAGUCAUUUACUUGUCAGACCCUGAUCCAUCCGUCUUGGUCUUUUAAAAGCCAAGGAAAUCAAGGUGUGUCCCCACCUCUAGCAACUCCACCUCAAGCAAGUCGUCAGUCAGAGGGAAAGGAGGAGGUCGCGUCCGGGAAACCUGAUGGAAAAGGUUGGAAAAGUUUCUUUGCAGCGCUGCAAUGCUCGAGGGCACCGCUGCGAUCUUCAGACUUCAAGGGAAUGGCGGCUAAGUUGACAGCAGGAGCUUGUACAACUUCUUGCAAGCCUUGUUCAACUUCUGUUUCAGAGCAAGACGCUGCGCAUGCUGUCCAUCCAGAGGCUUCAUUGGACAAAUACAGUGAGGCUGAUUUUUCGCUACCAGUGGCCAAUUAUCGAAAUCCUAAUGUGUUGACAGAUGAUCAAGGAAAUAACCUCGGAAGUAAUAAUGGAGACGGCUCAGGUUCUCCGCGUUCUGCUCAAGCGGUCUCCCCGGAGCAGAAAAUCAAUAGUAAAACUCCUACCCCAAUUGAAAGCCCAGUUGUUGCGAGCUAUCACAUGAGCAAUGGAACUGCUUUGAAGAUUCCUGAAGAACCUCAAAAUUUGAAUCGUCUUAUGCCGGCUGAACCAGGUGUUCCUGGCACUGAAUGGUUUUCACAAGUAGAGCUUGGAGUAUUCAUAACGUUUGUGACUCUACCUAACGGUUGCAAUGCUCUAAAACGAAUUAGAUUCAGCCGAGACAUUUUCAGCAAAAAAGAAGCUGAAUCGUGGUGGGCGGAGAAUGGAAAUCGUGUCCGUGAAGUCUAUAACGUACCAGCUUUCGAAAGGACAACGACAAAUGGUCACCAGGCUACUUCAAGUUCAGAAGAAGAGCAGGUUUCAGGGGUAUCAGGGUAUGCUACCCCCUCCUAUAGUCCGCAGGGGUCACGAGGAGCUUCAACAAGGGAUUCACCGGCUGGCUACAGUUCUGGGAUAUCGCGUGGAGCAUCUUUGAGGGAUACAUCGAGCAGAGAGGCCUCAAUGAGAGAACCGUCGAUCAGAGAAUCCAUCAGACAGUCGAUGAGGGAUGCGGUCAGCGAACAUUCCGAAUCCGCAACGUGUACUGAGAGAGAGACUGAAACAGAUACAGUUGCUGGAAGCGUGGCAGGUAGCGACAGAACUUAUGACGGCGAAGAAUCCACUUGGGUUGAGGAAGACGUUCCUGGUGUAUAUUUAACAUUGAAGAAUUUGACUGGAGGUGGUAGAGAGUUGAAGCGUGUCAGGUUCAGUCGUGAAAAGUUCACCGAGAAACAGGCCAAAAUAUGGUGGGACGAGAACCGCGGGCGAAUUCACAAACAGUAUCUAUGACUUCAAAUAACUUUACUAUCAGCUGUAGCUGAAAUUCGAUUUUGAUGCCUGGGCAGUUACAUGCCUCCUGGUGGAGUCGGAAUUGUCUUGCUGCGGAAGUCGCACAGGCACUGCAGGUCAAGCAAGGACGUAUUGCUGAAAUUUUAUCCGAUUUUUUCUAAACGAUUUAUUCAUAUUUAUAUUUUCUAGUAUGUAUCGAGCCUUCAUUCCGGGAAUCAAACUGUUUCAGGGGUAGUUGUAGCAAGAACCGCGGUAAUUGAAAGGCAUCCUCUAAGGUUUGAGCUGUAGUGCAGUGAUAUUCGCGUAACAUCAUUGUUUCGUUAAAAGUGUUUAGGAACAUGGUUCAUGCAGUAUAGGUGGUAGUUUGGGUGGUUGUGUUUAAACUAGUGUAUUUUGUAGAUUGUGUCAGUUCGAGAUCCGUCUAGGACAGGUAGAAAGUAGACGAAUUUCGUCCGAGGUGGAAGAACAGGUGUUGUAAGGUGUUCCAUUCAGAACCACGGUGAACCGGUCCUGAAUGAUUGAGCACUUCAAAAUGAUCUAUCAGAGCCGUCUUGUAUUGUUGGAAGAUUCAUAUAAGACUCAUCAGUCGGUGGUUAAGCAA
Physcomitrium patens is the source of this 2942-nucleotide messenger RNA. RefSeq lists its product as uncharacterized. The record is from RefSeq and is a predicted model, not a curated record. Lineage: Eukaryota; Viridiplantae; Streptophyta; Bryopsida; Funariales; Funariaceae.